Messenger RNA from Cantharellus anzutake, 2168 nucleotides. RefSeq names its product peroxisomal acyl-CoA-dehydrogenase. The record is from RefSeq and is a predicted model, not a curated record. Gene Ontology annotation, molecular function: heme binding; flavin adenine dinucleotide binding; acyl-CoA dehydrogenase activity. Lineage: Eukaryota; Fungi; Basidiomycota; Agaricomycetes; Cantharellales; Hydnaceae. The coding region runs from base 367 to 1950 and encodes 527 amino acids. The transcript has 11 exons.
ACCAACCCUCGUCAGGCAUGUUGGUACAUUACCAUUCCUCAAUUACCACCCGAAACUUAUGGAUUACUAUACCCCAUUCACUUUUCAUCGGACAGAUUCUCUGAAAAACGCAGUAACGGCACUAACGCGUGAUGUUUGUGUUACCAUGGGGAGCAGCUCUUACUCGCCCAGGAUCCGCUUGACGGCUGGAAGCGGAUCUCGGGACAAGGAAGGCGAUGCUUUGUGACGUACAGCAUCUGGUUGUCUGUUAUUCCGCACCCAAGAGCUAGUUGAUUUCCUGAAGCCACUUCAAUACCCCUCUUCAUACCAUUUCUGAGGUUUAUCUGGCAUUUCCCAACCAGUUGCUAGUGCUUAGAAACAAGCAAGAUGGUUGGCGGUGAGGCACUGAAAACUUACACUCUCGUUGAUGUGGCCGCUCACAAUAGAGAAGGAGACCUGUGGAUUGUCAUCGACAGCAACGUAUACGACAUCUCUCGUUUCGUGAAUUUUCAUCCUGGUGGAAAAUCGGUCUUAUACGACCAAGAAGUAGUUGGGAAAGAUGUGACAGAGGUCUUCUUCUCCCUUCACCGUGGCUCUCUCCUCCAGAAACCCCAAUAUCAGCGUCUCAUUAUCGGAAAAAUCCAUGAUCAAAGAGCACGAUUUAUCCAACCGCCUGUUGGAAGCCUUUCACAAAUCCCUUAUGCUGAGCCAACAUGGCUCACCCCUGAGUACACUUCCCUACAUUUCAAGGAAUCACAUAAGAGGCUGCAGAAGGCUAUGAGGACGUUUGUAGAUAAAUAUGUCAUCCGGGAUGCACACAUGCACGAGGAGGAUGGGAAACCUCCCAGUCAGAGCUUGAUCGAUAAGACAGCGGAACUUAAUAUCCUCGCGAUGCGACUUGGCCCCGGUCCACACCUCAAGGGUCGCACACUCAUGAAUGGCAUCGUCCAGCCCGAAGAGUUCGACUACUUUCACGAACUGAUUAUCACUCAAGAACUCGCGCGGCACGCUUCACGGGGAUACGCUGAUGGAUUCUCUGGAGGAAUGGUCAUUGGUCUUCCUCCAUUACUCAACUUUGGUUCGCAGUCAUUAAAAGCCAAGGUUGUGCCCGAAGUUUUGGGAGGGAAGAAGUACAUCUCUUUAGCGAUUAGUGAGGCUUUUGCUGGGAGUGAUAUCGUUGGUGGGUUGAGAACCGCGGCGAAGAGGACUGAGGAUGGGAAGUUUUUUAUUGUCAACGGGACUAAAAAGUGGAUUACCAACGGGACGUUUUGCGAUUACUUUACUGUGGCUUGCAAAACGGGGGAAGUGGGCACGGCAGGGGGAGGGAUUACGGUCUUAUUGAUUCCAAGAGGGGAGGGUGUAGAAACAAAGUUGAUCAAGACGAGCUAUUCGUCGACGGCGGGGACAGCCUACGUUACAUUCGAUAACGUCAGGGUUCCAGUCGAGAAUAUUUUGGGCAAGGAACAUCACGGGCUUUUUGUUGUAUUGUCUAACUUCAAUCAUGAACGAUGGAUCAUGACUGCCGCCAGUGUCCGGUCGCAACGGAACGUUCUCGAGGAGGUACUGAAGUGGACUCACCAGCGCAAGGCUUUUGGAAAAUCUCUAUUGGAACAACCCGUCAUUCGAUCUAGGAUUGCCGCUAUCAUUGCUCGUGUUGAAUCCGCCCAGGCUUGGCUUGAGAAUUUGACUCUCCAAAUGUGCAACAUGAACUAUAAACAGCAAGCAGAGCAUCUUGCAGGGCCGAUAGGAAUUCUCAAGAUGUAUGCCACGCGCACGGCGCAAGAAACAGCAGCAGAUGCCACUCAGAUCUUUGGUGGACGAGCCAUCACUAUGACAGGUCUUGGAAGUGCUAUCGAACAUUAUCAUCGUGUAAUUGGGUUCGACGCGUUGUUGGGGGGAGCCGAAGAUGUAUUGGGAGAUUUGGGGGUGAGGCAGGCAGCGAAGAAAAUUCCGAAGAAUGCACGCUUGUAACCAGGGCUUUAUUUCAUGUCGAUAAAUGCUGGCCAUUCUUGGCCAUCCAGUGCGGUGCGUAGAGAGCAGCCGAGCAUUCAGCGUGCCAAAUAUCAGAUCUACUUACCCGGGGGAUGGGGAUACCUCCUAUCAGAUGUCGGUGCGAGAGCUAGCUACCUCGUGCCAGCGCUUAUUUAUGUAAUUUGGAACUUCUCGGGUAACUGCUCACAUGAUUUACG